Messenger RNA from Sycon ciliatum, 2037 nucleotides. Its product is annotated as cilia- and flagella-associated protein 300-like. The transcript is spliced from 10 exons. Bases 607 to 1512 code for a protein of 301 amino acids. The record is from RefSeq and is a predicted model, not a curated record. Lineage: Eukaryota; Metazoa; Porifera; Calcarea; Leucosolenida; Sycettidae.
GUGGGUUGUGUCGCUUGGCAGCGGUUGCGAACAGCUCGGGCCAUGCCACGAGUAGAUCACUGAAGGCAAACACCGUGGCAUGGAUGAUGGCAUUGAUGAUGGACGCGAAGUCGGAAAGAAUGAAUCUUGCAAAACAGAAAUCGUCCAGCAGGGGCAGCACUGGUCUCUUUGCUUUGCGGCAAGCAGGGAGCAACGUUGACUUGCGGCGUUCCCGCAUCACGACGUCGACUGCUCUUAUUCUGAGACAGCGUCAGCCCAGGAGGCUACACUCGGCUACAGCCAGACAAGGACGGUGAUAUCAUUACAAGUCCCUGUUUCUUCUUUGGCCCUUCUGGACCAGCAGCUCUCCCAUGUUGAACGCAGCCGCUAGAGGAGACUAAAUACAAGCCCUGUUGGACUGUUUCCGAUAUCGUUGGCGGAAAGGUAACCGGUUUGCGUAGAUCUACGCUGGAGACAUUUUUUGAGCAGCCUUGUUUCGUGAUCACCACUUGCAUCGACCUCGAUUCACUAGAGUCUGCAGCACCAACCAAGUGGUUAGUUCGGUAGAGCUGGGUGUUGCUAGUCUACUAGCAUUCAGCCUAAGGCAGCGGCUUGCUAGAGGAGUCGAUGAUGGAAGACGGCGGCGGUGUUGGUGACGUCCACUAUCGCUUCACGCCUGUGGCUGGCGGCGAGAAGCUGGAGUUUCUCGACAAGGACACGCUGCAAAACCUCGAACAAUGGGGUAUGCUUGGGGGACUGCGACGCCAUCGCUUUGCCUACACGGGCAAAUUUGAGACCUACAAGGCGCAGGACUAUUUUACGGAGAUGGUGAACAGCCGUGAUGUCCAGUACGCACUGCAGGUGAUGUCGGGUGCAUCGUCCGGAUUCUGUCGGCUUUCAUCCCUGGGCUGCCAGGAUGCCAUGCAUGUUGCAGUCAAAGAGCUCUCGGCCACAGUGACGGAUUUGACCUUCUUCGACAGGAUAGCGGAUACCGAUACAGGUCAGUGUCUGAUCUCGCCGUCUGGUACGUUCAAGCAGCCAAACAUAUUCGAUCGCAUGCCAGAUGACCCCGAUAGCUUUGAUCUGGUUAGAAUGAUGCUGGCAUGCGAUCACUCACCUCACAAGGAUCUUUACUCUAUGCCAGAACGCCAGGAGCUCAUCUUCAGAAUCUUCUACCACUUAGUGCUGGGUGGUGCCAUCUGUCAGUACGACGAAUCACUGCAACGCUACAUGUCGACCACGGCCGCCAUAUAUGGCAAGCUUGUAACGCCAUACAAAAAUCCUGACAGUCAAGACCAGCGUAUUCUGCUGCGAGCACACGCUUUUGAGCUGUGUGUCAAGGCAAGUGCUGAUGAUGGACAGUGCAUACUGCCUGGGACAGCGCCAGCUGCAGAUUCGUUGACACUGGACUUGUCCGACGGUGGUGGCACGGUUUCAUCGCCCAGCUUUGCGUAUGCGAUCGUCGAGCCGCUCCGCAAGCAGGUCACGGUUUUCAGUUUCGACCGACGGGCCGGCUCCUGGAAUGACGAAUAGGUGGCUGCUACGGCGCGCUGUCGUGUCAUGAUAGGCCUGCUAUCCGCUCUCACGCACACGCUGCGGAUACGCAGUGUCACCGCUCUCGCACACACACACACACUACGGAUUUGCAGGGACACUCUGAAUGGCACACAUGCAUCAUUCUCCUGCCAUUCGGUUCCACAGGGCAGGUCCCAUCACAACAGUACACACGGUGACACCAGCUCUGUAUGCAACGUCAACUGUGAGGUCAUACUAACAUAUCUACCAGAGCUACUUGUACCUGCCGAAUAUGGGCCUGCCAAUAAGUGGACGGCCAUAUUUGAUGCAUGCCUCCCGCCACUGAUUGGAUGCGCGUGCAUGUGUGUGUGUGUGUGUGUGUGUGUGUGUGUGUGUGUGUGUUUACUGAGCAGCUGAGUCAUAACAUUUUCAUGUAGCAUUAUGCCUAGUAGAAUCAUGUGAUUGUGAACUGUUCAUAUGCUCAAUGUGCUCAGUGCUCUGUAGCUCAUAUCGUGGCGGGGAAUACCCAAACUCCAAAAUCAA